AUGUCUCACACCCUUUACUUCCAUGUAAGUGGCUUCGUUUUUACAGAUAGUUCCUAUGUUGGCUCGACAUUGUGCUACAAAAUUGUUAAUCAUAUCAAAAACGUUUCCAAAGCAUAUAAUUUUGAAUAUUCUGAAGCUUCCACAAUCUCUCGUUCCUUCCACAUCUCCUGCGAUGACAUUGAUAUAGGUCAAAUUGAUGUCGAGUUGUACCGAAAAGGCGUUUUUAACGACGAGUUUUUAGGCAAAGUUCAAAUCCCUCUCAAUAUAUUACCUAUGGAUGCAGUCACAAUGAACGUAUUACCAUUAACAUCUCAAUCCUAUGAAUCAGCUCCGAUUGGUAUUCGUCUAAAUUUGCAUCUUACCAAAGAACAAGCUCCUUAUAAAGCUCCAAUCAAAGAGCCUACACUCAUGCAAAUGGAUCUUAGGCCAUACGCAAUUGAAGUUCGCCAUAAAUAUGAAACUCAACUCCAUAAUAUGAGUCCAAGUCCAACAACUUCACCUAGCCAUGAUAGUCUAUUCCAAGCCAUUAAAAUUGCUACAAAAGGAAAUAGAAGAAGAAGGGGUGGCUAUGUAAUCAAUUCGAUUUAA
Messenger RNA from Trichomonas vaginalis G3, 588 nucleotides. Its product is annotated as C2 domain (calcium/lipid-binding domain, CaLB) family. The record is from RefSeq and is a predicted model, not a curated record. NCBI's taxonomy places the organism in Eukaryota, Parabasalia, Trichomonadida, Trichomonadidae. The transcript has a single exon. Bases 1 to 588 code for a protein of 195 amino acids.